CACAAGUGGAGAAGCUGAGAGACGGGGUGGAGUGGGAGCUUUUCCAGUCACCAGAAUUUUCUUCCAGAUGCUCGGGGUCAGCGGCCCCAGACAGACUUCCUUUCAUGUACGGGUUCUGGUGGAUCAGUGGUGAUGGCGUCAGAGCCCCACGCUGCAGAACGUCCUGAUCUGCUCCGUUGACGACGCCUGCCCUGGCCUGUAGGGUGUGGAGGGAGCGGCUUGAGGCCUCCCAUUGGCCUCCGCCUCUGGGUGCCUUCCAGCGCUCACCCUCCCUUGGGACCGACACCAGUGUUCACAUGGGGCCUAAAGCCUCCAUUUCUCUCAUACUCUGCCUGCAGGACGUCCGGCGCGUGCCCGGAGUCGCCCCGACGCUCGUCCGGUCGGCGUCAGAGACCAGUGAGAAGCGCCCCUUCAUGUGUGCUUACCCGGGCUGCAAUAAGCGAUACUUUAAGCUGUCCCACUUGCAGAUGCACAGCCGGAAGCACACUGGUGAGAAGCCAUACCAGUGUGACUUCAAGGACUGUGAGCGGAGGUUUUCCCGUUCAGACCAGCUCAAAAGGCACCAGAGGAGACACACAGGUGUGAAACCCUUCCAGUGUAAAACUUGUCAGCGCAAGUUCUCCCGGUCCGACCACCUGAAGACCCACACCAGGACUCAUACAGGUAAAACAAGUGAGAAGCCCUUCAGCUGUCGGUGGCCUAGUUGUCAGAAGAAGUUUGCCCGGUCAGAUGAGCUGGUCCGCCAUCACAACAUGCACCAGAGGAACAUGACAAAGCUGCAGCUGGCCCUGUGAGGGUCCAGCGGGGCAGCGCCGUGUCCAGGCAGGGCCACGCGUGAACUGCCCUCAGAUCUGACUCGAAUUCCUCUUCGCCCUCCUCUCCACGAAGGACACGGCAUUCGACCUUCUUCAUCCGGCUUCCGGGACAAGACGCCUGACCACUGGGUCCACCAGGCUUGCCCGGGGGAGCUGCCGGGCUCUGCUUGGGUGACUUUCAGUUGGCUCACAAGGCCCUGGAGAAGUGGCUGACGCUGUCUGGUCAGUUAAAAGCCCAUCGCCAUUUGGUCUAGAUUUUCCACCGUAAGAGAGCCGUUGUUGAUGACGCCCCCCUCCUCCUCUGCGCUCAUUUUCACUAGGAAUGGAGUCACUGUGCCAUUUUUCAUCAUAGAAUAUUUAUAGGCCAGGGCAUGUGUAUGUGUCUGCUAAUGUAAACUUUGUCGUGGUUUCCAUUUACUAACAGCAAUAGCUAGAAAUAAAUCAGAGAGCGAGGCUCUGGGGCGAGUCCCGCCGACAUUCCGGAGGUCAGGCGGGCUGCUAACCUGGGAGGCAGGAUGUAAUGCUCCCGGCAACUUCAGAACUCAUGUGUUUCAGCAGCUGAAAAAAGAAUCAGAACUAACCAGUACCUCUGUAGGGAAAUCUGAAAGAAUCUUACCAUUCAGUUAAUUCAGUGUUAGCAAGUAGCACACUGCUCUUACGAAACUGUGCUUGAAGAUCCCAGGUGUUGUUUUGCGUUUAUUUUUGACUUUUUUGAGUUGUAAUGUUAUGCAUCCUCAGAGAUGUACAUGUCCCCUCACACAAAGGGAGUGGAGUUCAUUUUCAUCACGUGGGGUGUCCUAGAGUGUGCAGACCACGCCAAUUAUGUGGCUUCAAGUUGUAAAAUUAAAGUGACUGAAAGAAAACGGCUGUGCGAGAUCUGCUGAUGGCACUGGGUCCACAAGUGUGCGAAACACAAGCCUGACUCGUGCGAGGAAACCCUCUGUCGAAAGGUGGUUGGGGGGCGUGUGGGUGGUUUUUUUAAGGGAGGGAGUUUGUUAUUUACUGUUGCUUGAAAUUAUUGUGUAAAUAAUAUAUCUGAUAAUGAUUUGCUCUGUGACGACUGAAGUUAGGAAAUGUACAACGUUAGAUGCAUCACUGUUCUGGUGUUGAUUUUACAAACGUAUCGAUGAUGACACUGACAUGUAACCUGCAUUUUCACUUCGCUCUCCAUUAAAGUCUGUUCAAAAGGA
Molecule: messenger RNA, 2005 nt
Organism: Diceros bicornis minor
Lineage: Eukaryota; Metazoa; Chordata; Mammalia; Perissodactyla; Rhinocerotidae
Gene: WT1
Product: WT1 transcription factor
Exons: 4
Coding region: 297-794 (165 amino acids)
Biological process (GO): regulation of transcription by RNA polymerase II
Molecular function (GO): DNA-binding transcription factor activity, RNA polymerase II-specific; RNA polymerase II cis-regulatory region sequence-specific DNA binding
Source: RefSeq, a predicted model, not a curated record